Molecule: messenger RNA, 708 nt
Organism: Aureobasidium melanogenum CBS 110374
Lineage: Eukaryota; Fungi; Ascomycota; Dothideomycetes; Dothideales; Saccotheciaceae
Exons: 2
Coding region: 1-708 (235 amino acids)
Molecular function (GO): protein binding
Source: RefSeq, a predicted model, not a curated record
AUGGAUCCACUCAUGGCUGCCCAGCGCGUUCUCGAAACGCCAGAACUGCUCGAGAUGAUACUGGCCGAAUUGCAUCCAUGCCAAUUGCUCGUCUCCCAGCGCGUCAACACCCUCUGGCACGACUUGAUCUCCAAUUCACCCCAACUGCAACAACUGCUAUUCAUGAGACCUUCAUGGCCGAAAGCCAAACCCUUUGACUCACACCUGUCCUGCGAAGCCAAUCGACCCAGUCCACGUCCAAGAAACAAUAUGAUGCUAAGACGAGUACUCGGUGGAAGAUAUCCUACCUUUACACCACGAGUCACCAGUCAGAAAGAUGAGGAAGAGUAUGCGGACAAGGGUGUAGAGGCCCCAGAUGCCAAUCCAGAUGACAUCAGUAGCAUUCCACGAUCUGUGACAAGCCCGUCAAGUUACUGGACAUGGGAUGUCAAUGUCAUGUACCCCAGCGACAAGCUGCCCACAGAAGAUGCAGCCGUACUGUAUGAGAAAGCAAGCUGGCGUCGCAUGUACCUAUGCCAACCGCCAUGUACGGAACUAUACCUUGCCCGUCGCUGGUGUCGAGCAGCUCGCCCGGCGAUUUCUUCCGAGGACGGCAUCACCAUGGAGACAUUCAUCGAAAAGGCGACCAAGGCCCGCGAGCUCUGGAACCAGCUCUUCAUUUCGAGUGAUGGCGAUUGGCACUUUGAGGGCCCAAUGCGAAGCAAGUGA